AUGCACCACUCCACAGGCAUCUGGCUCAAAGCCUCAAAGGUCAACCACUCUUGCAUGGCCAAUUGCAAACGAAGCUUUAUCGGCGACCUCCAAAUCAUUCGAGCAACUCAAGACAUCCUAGCCAACACAGAACUCUUUUUCUGGUACCGAGAACCGACUUGCGAUUACGCUGACAUGAAAAAAGAGAUGCAACAUUGGGGAUUCGAAUGCACAUGCAACAUCUGUGACGAGUCCAAGAACUUGGUCAAGGAUAUCUCUAGAAAGAGGAAAACAUUGUUGAUUGGUCUUCAACGUUCAAUCAAACAGAAACAUGUCAGUAUCGAAAGAGUUGAGCGUCAAUUGAAGGUAUACGAAGCAACAUUCAAGAAGCCAGCAACAGAGCUCCCUAGGAUGAGUGUUUUCAACAUAUAUAUCGCACUGUCCAAGUUUUACGGUAAGACGCAGCAGCUAAAGAAGUGCGUGGCGAUGGGUUUGAAGGGAUUAGAAAGUCUCGGUUUUGUUAUUUACGGUGGACAUCUCGACUCUGCCCGUACAACCCUUUAUAUCGAGAAAUGGGGUGUAUUUCAGGAAUAUGUCAUUCAAGCUUUGAUCUGUCUUUGUGAUAUUUAUGUGGUUUUUGCACCUCAUUCGUUGGAGAAGGCAGAGGGAUAUGCGAAGUUGGUGUAUAAGAUGUCUGUUGGAGAGGAUGCUACUUUUGAUACUUUCUAUAAGCAAGCUUCGGGACGUUAA
Molecule: messenger RNA, 729 nt
Organism: Glarea lozoyensis ATCC 20868
Lineage: Eukaryota; Fungi; Ascomycota; Leotiomycetes; Helotiales; Helotiaceae
Product: SET
Exons: 1
Coding region: 1-729 (242 amino acids)
Molecular function (GO): protein binding
Source: RefSeq, a predicted model, not a curated record